Molecule: messenger RNA, 1020 nt
Organism: Topomyia yanbarensis
Lineage: Eukaryota; Metazoa; Arthropoda; Insecta; Diptera; Culicidae
Gene: Prosbeta5
Product: proteasome subunit beta type-5
Exons: 3
Coding region: 91-939 (282 amino acids)
Cellular component (GO): proteasome core complex
Molecular function (GO): threonine-type endopeptidase activity
Source: RefSeq, a predicted model, not a curated record
CUUUUUGUUUGUCAUCAUCUUUGUGAAUUUUACUUUGAUACAGAAUAUUUCAGUCUGUUUUAGGAAUAUUAGCUCAUUCUUCGGACGAAAAUGGCUCUAGCAGACGUUUGCGGAUUUUCCAAGGGUAACUUAUUUGCUGGCACACAGAUUGGUGAUCAUCUCUUCAAAAGGGACAUCGCUUUGAGCAGCCAAAAUUUGCAGAAUAGUUUUGCGUUAGCGGUUCCUCCGUUCCAAGAUCCGGCAGAGAACUUAGCCAAACUAUCGGCUCAUGGCAAAUCGAGUGGAAUCAAGAUGGAAUUUGAUCACGGUACCACUACGCUCGGAUUUCGAUUCCAAGGUGGCGUUAUUCUGGCAGUGGAUUCUCGUGCCACUGGUGGUCAGUUCAUCGGUUCACAGACGAUGAAGAAGAUCGUGGAGAUCAAUGAUUACUUGUUAGGUACUUUAGCCGGUGGUGCUGCCGAUUGUGUCUACUGGGAUCGGGUACUGGCUAAAGAAUGCCGAAUAUAUGAGUUGCGGAACAAAGAACGAAUUUCGGUGGCGGCUGCCAGUAAAAUCAUGUCCAACAUUGUGUACUACUACAAAGGAAUGGGACUGAGCAUGGGUAUGAUGUUAGCUGGUUAUGAUAAACGGGGUCCCCAGUUGUACUACAUCGACUCAGAAGGAACACGUACACCUGGUAAGGUGUUUUCUGUGGGCAGUGGCUCCAUCUAUGCUUAUGGUGUUCUUGACUCCGGUUAUCGAUGGGACUUACCUGAUGAAGAAGCACAGGAUCUAGGUCGACGCGCUAUCUAUCAUGCCACACAUCGCGAUGCAUAUUCCGGAGGAAUUGUGCGAGUUUAUCAUAUUAAGCCCACCGGAUGGGUGAAUAUUUCCAACCAAGACUGUAUGGAUCUGCACUUUAAGUAUCAGGAAGAGAAGCAGCAGAAGUUUGGUUCAUAAAAAACACUAAUCCAUAUGUAUUGUAUUCAGCUCAUUCGAAAAGGAAUUAACUUGAAAAUAAAACCUUGUUUUGAAAUCUAA